Messenger RNA from Venturia canescens, 2074 nucleotides. RefSeq names its product putative nuclease HARBI1. The transcript has 5 exons. The record is from RefSeq and is a predicted model, not a curated record. Bases 240 to 1424 code for a protein of 394 amino acids. NCBI's taxonomy places the organism in Eukaryota, Metazoa, Arthropoda, Insecta, Hymenoptera, Ichneumonidae.
AUUAUCUCCAAGAUGCUGACCAUGUCAGACAGCGACUUCCCCGUUGACGAGGAGGGAGACGACACAGAUCAUGAAGCCGAGGACAAUCAAUGUGCUAAUCUGUUCAACAAAAACCAAUGGUAUGAAUGGGCAAUGAACAUUUGCGAAAAAGUGAAGCGCACCAUUGAAAGCCAAGAUGGUUCGAGAGUAAACGCCCAUUAUUUCCCAAGCCUAACGGCAAAACUUGUUGAUGACUGUCAAUGGCUACCGUUGUGGUCGUGCAUCUUUUAUUAAAAAACGAAACUCUUCUGUUGCGGGUUGAUGAAUUUGUUUCCAUUUAUCUCGAAAGCUUAACAGGAAUUACCAAGCUCAAAAAUCCUGCAGUAAUAUCGGCAUCUAAAGAAAAUGCAUGUCAAGGGGAUGCGAGCAAUGAACUACCAAACGACAGUGACGAACAAACGACGAUAAAUGAUGAGCAGCGAGUAGCCGACAACAAAGAACUAGAAGAACCAGUGGAUGGCGAGCCACGUGCGAAUAACGACGAUCGAUCGACACAGAACGAGCCACCGACGAACGAUGAGCCACCGACAAACGAUGAGCCACGAGCAAAUCACGAAGAGCAAAUAACGAACAGCGAGCUACAAAAGCAUAACGGCACGCAAUCGAUGGAUAAUUAUGCAACGAUACAUCUAAAUAUUGUAUGUCCAGCGUGUCUUAAUAACGACAAGCCGAGUGGCGCUCACAAAUGUAUGAUGUUACCCGUGCGCAUACUCCAAGAACAUAUACUUGAAGAGGAACAAGCCACUGAAAGGAUUCGCUUCUACAACAAUCAGCGAAGAUUUCUGAGGGACCUAAGUGAUAUAUUUGGAUUGUACGAUGGGCAUUUCAUAAAGUUAUUUCGAUUACGCAAGGACAUGGCAUAUUAUUUAUGUCAACGACUUACACCAUACAUUAGCGGCCAAGAUAACCCACAGGCGAUCAGAGCUGACCUCAAGAUUUUUGCAACGCUGGCUUUUUUGGCCACAGGUACACUUGGUGCAGUAGAUUGUACACAUGUGGAAAUUAUAGCACCAUCGGAGGAAGAACACAAUUAUCUCAAUCGAAAAGGAUCUCACUCCAAAAACAUCCAAAUCAUAUGCGACUAUGACCUUCGCAUCAUGAACAUUAACCCAAGAUAUGCAGGAGCGACGCAUGAUGCGUACAUAUGGAGGAACUCUGCAAUAAAUGCAGAGAUGGAGCGCAGGUACAAUGAAGGAGAUCACGAUACAUGGCUAAUCGGAGAUUCAGGAUACCCACAACAACCGUGGUUGAUGACACCCAUCCCGCACGCGCUUGCUGAUACUCCAGAAGGUCGAUAUACAGCAGCCCUUGUUCGAGAUCGAGCUUGUAUCGAAAGAUGUAACGGAGUGCUCAAAGGUCGUUUUCGAUGUAUUAUGGGCGAAUGAGUGCUGCGUUAUACUCCUCAAGCCGUAGCGCGUAUUGUUAUUGCUUGUGCCGUCUUGCACAAUAUUUGCACCGAUGGACGACUGGAAUUCUUUCAAAAUGCUGAUCACAACGAAGAGGUUCACAACAAUCCUGAAGCAGAUAUAGAAAUAGAUAGAAAUUUGGGACGACCAGGACCACUCGCAAGGAGAAGAGUAAUUUUAACUCAUUUUACAUGAAAUAUUUCUGAAUUGGGAUUGAUUGUUAAUAUCUGUAUGUAUCAAUUAUUACAGUAAAUAAUUAAGAAAAAGCUGAAAAUAGUAUAUAAGAAAACAGAUGAAAAAAAAUAAAUAAUAAGGGAAAGGGAUAAAAUUAAAAUUAGAAUGGAUUUAUGUACAAAGAAUUAAGAAUUGUAUUUCUACUACAUUUAUCAUUUGACAGGAUUUAAAAUAAUGUGUUGAAUAGCGCCGAUUUAUCUGUGGCAUCUUUGCUUCACUCACCCGCUCAAGAAUUGAAGUAAAAUUACUCCUUUUGCUUAUUUGGCAUUUAAUAGGCACCGAAGAAUCCUUGUUCGGCAGAACUACUGGCAAUCCGAGUUUAAAAAUGUAAAAAUGUAAAUUGAAAUGAGUUUUAAAAAAUAAAUCCGAGUAAAUAUAAAAAUGUUUGGUUGUAA